UGGGGUUUUUGUUUGGAUUAUGUAAUAAACAACGAAAAUCUUAAUUCUAUUUUUGCACGGUUCUAUGUAAUAUUACUAAAACUAUUAGUUUAUGGUUUUAUCGCAUCGCGAAAGCACGACUCUCUCGUAGUGCGUAUAUACAUUAUACUGAUACGUUUUUACGUCGUUCAACUUCAGCAUAUUUUACUUAUCAUUUUUUCAGUAAAUACCAAAUUUGAAUUUUUUUUACAGAUGUACCAAAUACGAUUUAGAAUUCUGCCGUCGAAGUGUUUAUUGCACCAUUUUCAGUCAUGGAGUCGUUGGACAUAUUGAACCUGCGGGUUAGCGAGUGUUCGUUUUUGGAGACAGCCUUGGCCGAUGUCAAACGUUAUAACAAUACCUUCGUUUUAGAAAACAAAAUAAACGUGGUACUUAUUUUCCCUCCAGUGAGCGCACGUAAUCGGUUUUUAGUGCACACCCUAGUGCAAACAUUUUUUAACGAAUUGAAUACCAUAUCAAUUGGUAGUAGCCACGGAAGACGCUUAGUUGUAUAUCAUUCUUCACUUAAACCAAUGUAUUGUGAAGUAGAUGUGGAAGAUGCUGAAAGGCAUGAUGAAAAUAAUUCUAGUGCAUAUCGAGCAUAUAGAACCCCUAAUGAAAGGAAGGCCCAAGAAAAAUUAUUUCAGUCACUUAAGCCUAAAAAAUUAAAUCCAGUUACAAGAUCCAAUCAACGAAAACAAAGUAAAAGGCCAGAUAUUCCUAUUUAUAUACCUAAAGCACUUAGGGGAUUAGCUAAUAAUACAGCUUCUAAAACUAAAAGCACAAAUAGUAAUUCAGAUUCAACUGCAUCAAAUAAACUUGAUGCUAAUUCAAGAAUUCAAGAUGAUUCAAGCAACAAAUUUAGUUCAAAAGAUAUGAUAGAUUCAAUAUCUAAUUAUAAUCAACAUAAUAAUAUUGUAUUAACAUCUUUAGAUUCAUUUAACUUUGUUGACUUAUCAAAUGAAGUAUUAAUUAAUGAUGCUAAUGAUGAUUUUAACUCUUCAUAUCAUGAUGCCUCAUCUCAGUUCUCAGAUUCUUUAUCUACUAGUAUUCUUCCUAAUUCAGUAGAUAUUAAUGAAAAUAAUUCAAAUUCAUCUGCUACAAACAAAAUAAUUAAAAUUAAAAACCCCAAAUUAGACCAUAAUGAAUUAGAGUCUGACAUUGGAGAAACUGUAUUUGACAACCGAGAUAGUGAUUUAACAAAAGGUAACAGUGUCAGUUUUAUAAGUUUUCAAAAAACUAUACCAGUUAAUUUACCUGACUGUCAAAUAUCAGAUGUUAAUGAUAAAAUUAUAGCUGAUAAUGUUCUAGUACCUCAAAAAACUACGCCAAUUAAUUUACCUGAUUGUCAAAUAUCAGAUAUUAAUAAUAAAAUUACAGCUGACGAUAUAUUGGUGUCUCAAAAAAUUACUGAAGCAAUAGAUCUGAGAGUUGUUGAUACAAUUUCGGGUAUGUCUAAUACUAAUAAUCAAUUGCUUGAAACACACAAAGAAAAUGAAGUGAUUUUUUCUGAUGUAUCUGAAAUAGAAUUAAAAGAAGAACAUGAUACAAACUGUCCUCAUUAUUGUUUGAAUGAUAGUUUCUCAAGUGGACCAUUAACGGAUAAAGAUACAAAUUAUUCUAAAACUAUAGAUGAAGAAUUGACUGUUCAGCAAAGUUCAGUGUUAAUUGAUAAUUCUGAAGAAGUUAUUGGUAUUAAUGAAAAGAAAAAGAAAAAAGAAAAAAAAAAGAUUUUAGAUGUAAAUGAAUGUAGCUGGGAAGAUAUGUUUGAUAAAGAGGAUGAUUAUAUACAUCCAUUGCUUAUGAAAGAAUUAGUUUCUACAAUAGGUAAAGUUCAAGUGCAAUGUGCAAAAGAGGAUUACCGUAGUUAUCAAACAAUUGAAGAACGUUCAGGUGAUGGGGAGUGUGUUAUUGAAGUGUAUGGUUUUUCUUCUGAAUUGAAAACUAUUGAUUUAAUGAAUCAAUUUGCUGCAUUUCGUAAAAAUCAUUUUGAAAUUAUUUGGGUGGAUGAUACACAUGCAUUAGCUGUAUUUGAAAGUCCAUAUUUAGCUGAUCAAGCAUUGAACACACCAUUAGCACUAGUGAAAACUAGGCCUCUUAAGAAUGCUACCAAAGAGUCGAAGCUUAGAGCUGCUACAGUUGUUCCUCUUCCAGCAACUAGGCCUAAAACUUGUACGGCAAUGGCUAGACGACUAGUGAGUAGUGCUUUAGGACUAAAAUUGAAUGUAUCAGCAGAUCUUAUAAAAGCUGAGCGCACAUUGUUGGCAAAUGCUAAAGAAAAAAAGAUUCGGGAUGCUCAACAUAAACACAAUAUAUGGAACAAUGAAUCAUGAUCAUUACCAUAGUGUACAAAAUACAGUCAAUUAUUUUUUGAAGCUACUACAUUUUUUUAAUCAUUAUAUAAUUGUAUUAAACUUUGGUUUGGGAAAUUUUAUAAGUGAAGUGUGAAAUAUUAUUUUAUAAAUAUGUGUAUUAUUUAAUUAUUUAUUGACAGAAUCAGCGAAAAAUUGCUUAAAAUUACAUUUUUGUAUUAGUAUUAUGACCAAUAUUUUAAAUAGUUUAAAUUGAAGUCUGUAUAUUUUUGUUAUAAUUUUUUUUUUAUUUUAUGAUGAUUUAUUUAAUAUAUUAUUUCUAUUAAUAAAUAUAUUUAUAUUUAUAAUA
This is a messenger RNA of Aphis gossypii (cotton aphid), 2679 nucleotides long. RefSeq names its product R3H and coiled-coil domain-containing protein 1. Lineage: Eukaryota; Metazoa; Arthropoda; Insecta; Hemiptera; Aphididae. The record is from RefSeq and is a predicted model, not a curated record. The transcript has 8 exons. Bases 291 to 2351 code for a protein of 686 amino acids. Gene Ontology annotation, molecular function: nucleic acid binding.